UCCGAGAGUCCUCCCGCCGGGCGUGGGGAGCCGUCGACUGCAGACCCCCGACCGCCUGACUGCGCCGGGGGCUUCCGCGGCCUCUGCCGAUCCGGAAUCUGGGACCUCUCUGGGCCGCGCCCCGCCCACCCGUCAAGCCCCUCCCCCGAGGCAGCUGGCCUAUUCAGCUGUUUGCCAGGCUUCGCCCACGGCCACGGAGGUGAAUCGGCUGUGGCCCUGUCCCGGAGGAACUCACAGUCUAGCGCGGCAGACCGUGGUCAGCGAUGUGUCCGGCCCAGUGAGCGGGUGCUCGUCCCUGUGGCCUCCAUGUUUAAAGCGGAACGUGUGUGCAGAGUGGACGCACCUCUCUUCCGAAGCCUCUUUGGGGCCACAAGACCAGGCACUGUUUGAGCGGACACACUGCUCUGUGCUGUGCACCUAAGGGCCUCCUGUGCUGGCCAUGCCUGUGCCCACAGAGGGCGCCCCUCCGCCCCUGAGUGGCACCCCCGUUCCAGUCCCAGCCUACUUCCGCCACGCAGAACCUGGCUUCUCCCUCAAGAGGCCUGGUGGGCUCAGUCGGAGCCUCCCGCCCCGGCCCCCUGCCAAGGGCAGCGUCCCCAUCAGCCGCCUCUUCCCUCCUCGGACCCCGGGCUGGCACCAGCCCCAGCCCCGGAGGGUGACAUUCCAAGGCAAAGCCUCUGAGACCCUUCAGAGCCCCUCCUAUGACCCGAGCCGGCCAGAGUCCUUCUUCCAACAGAGUUUCCAGAGGCUUGGCCGCUUGGGCCACGGCUCCUACGGAGAGGUCUUCAAGGUGCGCUCUAAGGAAGACGGCCGGCUCUAUGCAGUGAAGCGCUCUAUGUCGCCCUUCCGGGGCCCUAAGGACCGGGCCCGCAAGCUGGCCGAGGUCGGUGGCCACGAGAAGGUGGGGCAACACCCGCGCUGUGUGCGGCUGGAGCAAGCCUGGGAGGAGGGCGGCAUCCUGUACCUGCAGACGGAGCUGUGUGGGCCCAGCCUGCAACAGCACUGCGAGGCCCGGGGCACCGGCCUGCCCGAGGCCCAGGUCUGGGGCUACCUGCGGGAUACCCUGCUUGCCCUGGCUCACCUGCACGGCCGAGGCCUGGUCCACCUUGACGUCAAGCCCGCCAACAUCUUCCUGGGGCCCCGGGGCCGCUGCAAGCUGGGUGACUUUGGGCUGCUGGUGGAGCUGGGUGCCUCUGGAACUGGUGAGGCCCAGGAGGGAGACCCCCGCUACAUGGCCCCCGAGCUGCUACAGGGCUCCUAUGGGACAGCGGCGGACGUGUUCAGUCUGGGCCUCACCAUCCUGGAAGUGGCAUGCAACAUGGAGCUGCCCCAUGGCGGGGAGGGCUGGCAGCAGCUGCGCCAAGGCUAUCUGCCCCCGGAGUUCACUGCUGGCCUGUCUUCUGAGCUGCGUUCUGUCCUCACCAUGAUGCUGGAGCCUGACCCCAAGCUGCGGGCCACAGCCGAGUCCCUGCUGGCCAUGCCCAUGCUCAGGCAGCCUCAGCCUUGGAACGUUCUGUGGUAUAUGGCCGCCGAGGCCCUCAGUCGAGGGUGGGCACUGUGGCAGGCCCUGCUUGCCCUGCUGUGCUGGCUCUGGCACGGGCUGGCUCACCCCGCCAGAUGGCUGCAGCCCCAGAGCCCACCAGCCACCCCGCCCGGCUCGCCACCCUGCAGCCUCCUCCUGGACAGCAGCCUCUCCAGCAACUGGGAUGACGACAGCAUAGGCUCAGUGCAGGGACCACGCAGAGCAGAGCAGAACCGGCAACCUCACGCCUGGGGCGCUGCCUCACGAGGGAGCAGCGCAAGGGCCACGGCCGCCGCCACGGUAGGGCUGCGGUGCCCACAGGCUCUCGCUCUCUCCAGAGGCUGUCCUGGCCAGGGCUGUCGGGAACACCUCCACCCCCCGCAGUGGCUCCCCUGCCCCCCGGAGCAGGUACACACUGAGGUGAGCAGGCCCAGAGUCCAGUGGGUGGGAGGUGGUGGCUUUCAGAUCCUGAGUGUCAUUUGUCUCUCUUCCCCCCACCCCAGGGAGGCCCUGGACCUAAGUGACAUUGACUCUGAGCCCCCUCGGGGCUCCUUCCCCUCCUUGGAACCUCGGAACCUCCUCAGCCUGUUUGAGGACUCACUGGGCCCAGCGUGAGUCCACAGGCCAGCCUUGGUGUUUUUAACCUUUUAGCCACCACCCCCUCCCCAUUCCUCCUGGAGGCUGGGGUCCCUCUGGCAACUCCAGGGGUUCCUUCUGCCUGCCAUGUCUAAUAAAAGGUAUUUGAAUCUUGGGAGCACCCAA
Neofelis nebulosa (Clouded leopard) is the source of this 2284-nucleotide messenger RNA. It is a transcript of the gene PKMYT1, whose product is annotated as protein kinase, membrane associated tyrosine/threonine 1. NCBI's taxonomy places the organism in Eukaryota, Metazoa, Chordata, Mammalia, Carnivora, Felidae. The transcript is spliced from 9 exons. The coding region runs from base 440 to 2137 and encodes 565 amino acids. Gene Ontology annotation, molecular function: protein kinase activity; ATP binding. Gene Ontology annotation, biological process: protein phosphorylation. The record is from RefSeq and is a predicted model, not a curated record.